Molecule: messenger RNA, 1001 nt
Organism: Erythranthe guttata (spotted monkey flower)
Lineage: Eukaryota; Viridiplantae; Streptophyta; Magnoliopsida; Lamiales; Phrymaceae
Molecular function (GO): protein binding
Source: RefSeq, a predicted model, not a curated record
AUUAUUUAUUUAUAUUAUUUAAAGUGUGAGUGACACCUGCCCCUGUUUUAUCAAAAGGACCAUGUCCUUAAUUAGGGCAAGACCACACUUUUUUUAGUCUUUUGUCACUCUCAAUUUUCCAACUACCAACCAAUAAUAUAUAGCUGGUCCAAUUAAGUCUUUAUGAACUAAAAAAAAAAAAGAAUUAAAAAAAAAAUAGAACUAACAUUUCAUCUUCUUUCUUCUCUUACAAACAUACAAUUUCUAGUUUAUAAAGAAGAACCAAGAAAAUGGAGUGGUUUACAUGGCUAUCUCAAACCGGCCUCGAACCGCCACUAAUUUACGAAUACGCCCUCACAUUCGCCAACAACGAGCUCGUCGAAGACGACAUACCCUACUUGAGCCACGAGUUUCUCCAGAGCAUGGGAAUCUCGACGGCUAAGCACCGUCUCGAGAUUCUCAAGCUAGCAUCAUCAUCAACGAAAAAGAUCAACCGCGGAAGGAAAAUCGCGGACCCCGUUUUGUGGUUCGUCUUCGCGAUGAAGCGAACCAAGAAUUACGUCUCGGGCCGCAUCCACGCGUUGCUAACGGCGCGCCGUCGGGAGAGUAGUAAUCCGGCUCUCUCUGUGGUCCCGCCGAUGAGAUGCCAUAGUUUGAGGUGGAAGGUGGCUAUGCUGCAGAGGAGCAAGAGGGUGGCCGUUAAGGCGAAUAAUAAUAAUAAACAACGGGAAUUGCCGGUGUCGAGAAAUGAUCGUAGUCCUAGGUUUGUUGUGGAUGGUGAUUGUGGAAUCUUGAUGCUGACAAACGGGGGGGACCCACAAAGCCCGGAUUCGAGCCCGAGCUCGAGAUGGGCCGGAUCGGAGGGGCUGGCUAAUAAUGCGUGGAACAGCAGCUUUUCGAGUAGUACCGAAGAAAUCAUCAAGUGGGAUUCGAUGUUUCAGAAUUUGAAGCCCACAUGAUUGUAAGAGUUUAUAUAUAAUUAUAUAUAUAUUUGUAUAUUAAUCUUCUUAUUUCACAUGAAC